Messenger RNA from Labeo rohita (rohu), 2333 nucleotides. RefSeq names its product ariadne ubiquitin-conjugating enzyme E2 binding protein homolog 1 (Drosophila) (gene arih1). Lineage: Eukaryota; Metazoa; Chordata; Actinopteri; Cypriniformes; Cyprinidae. Gene Ontology annotation, cellular component: ubiquitin ligase complex; cytoplasm; nucleus. The transcript has 14 exons. The record is from RefSeq and is a predicted model, not a curated record. Gene Ontology annotation, molecular function: ubiquitin conjugating enzyme binding; ubiquitin protein ligase activity; zinc ion binding. The coding region runs from base 196 to 1788 and encodes 530 amino acids. Gene Ontology annotation, biological process: ubiquitin-dependent protein catabolic process; protein polyubiquitination; positive regulation of proteasomal ubiquitin-dependent protein catabolic process.
UCGGCCCGUGACGCUGCGUCUCUUUGUUGGCCCAGCAGCAGCGUCGCUCCUCUGUUGUUGUUUUCUCUGCUGCUAGAAAAACUGGAAUGCUAGCAAGCUAAAGAAGUAUUCUCGUUUUGUUCUGCCCUAUCUGCCAAAUAAUACCCAUCAAACUUAUCCCACUUGGCGUGUCGCUACAUUAAACGCAACCCAGUCAUGGACUCGGACGAGGGUUACAAUUACGAAUUCGACGACGAGGAAGAGGAAUGCAGCGAAGACAGCGGCGAAGAGGAGACCGCGGACGACACCCUGGAGCUCGGCGAGGUGGAGUUGGUUGAUCCCGUAGUGGCCGGCGGAGAGCGAGACGACUGCGGGGAGACGGGAGGCAGCGGCCUCGGGCCCGGGCAGGAUGAGGAAGACUACCGCUUUGAAGUUCUAACCGCCGAACAGAUCCUGCAGCAUAUGGUGGAGUGUAUCAGGGAGGUCAAUGAGGUCAUCCAGAAUCCUGCUACUAUCACUAGAAUAUUACUUAGUCAUUUCAACUGGGACAAAGAAAAGCUGAUGGAAAGGUACUUUGAUGGUAACCUGGACAAGCUAUUUUCAGAGUGUCAUGUUAUAAACCCCAGCAAGAAGUCUCGGACACGCCUCAUGAACACAAGAUCGUCGGCGCAGGACAUGCCAUGUCAGAUCUGCUAUCUCAACUAUCCUAACUCGUACUUCACCGGUCUGGAAUGUGGGCACAAGUUUUGCAUGCAGUGCUGGGGUGAUUACUUAACCACCAAAAUCAUAGAGGAAGGAAUGGGACAGACCAUUUCUUGUCCUGCUCAUAGCUGUGAUAUUCUGGUGGAUGACAACACAGUCAUGCGACUGAUUACAGAUUCAAAAGUGAAGUUGAAGUACCAGCAUUUAAUAACCAAUAGUUUUGUAGAGUGUAAUCGACUGUUAAAAUGGUGUCCAGCACCUGACUGUCAUCACGUUGUCAAAGUACAGUACCCAGAUGCCAAACCUGUACGGUGCAAGUGUGGUCGGCAGUUUUGCUUCAACUGUGGAGAAAAUUGGCACGAUCCAGUGAAGUGUAAGUGGUUAAGGAAAUGGAUUAAAAAAUGUGAUGAUGACAGUGAGACAUCAAACUGGAUUGCAGCAAAUACAAAGGAAUGUCCAAAAUGCCACGUCACCAUAGAGAAAGAUGGUGGCUGCAACCACAUGGUGUGCCGGAACCAGAACUGCAAAGCAGAAUUCUGCUGGGUUUGCCUGGGGCCCUGGGAGCCACAUGGCUCUGCUUGGUACAACUGUAAUCGUUACAACGAGGAUGAUGCCAAGGCAGCCCGAGAUGCUCAAGAGGCAAGUCAUCGCUCAAGAGCAGCCCUGCAGAGGUACCUGUUCUACUGCAACCGCUACAUGAACCACAUGCAGAGCCUGCGCUUCGAGCACAAGCUGUACGCCCAGGUCAAACAGAAGAUGGAGGAGAUGCAGCAGCACAACAUGUCGUGGAUCGAGGUGCAGUUCCUGAAGAAGGCCGUGGACGUGCUUUGCCAGUGCCGCUCCACACUCAUGUUCACCUACGUCUUUGCAUUCUACCUCAAGAAGAACAACCAGUCUAUCAUCUUCGAGAAUAACCAGGCAGAUCUGGAGAAUGCUACAGAGGUUCUCUCUGGAUACCUGGAACGAGACAUCUCUCAAGAUUCUCUGCAGGACAUUAAGCAGAAAGUACAAGAUAAAUAUAGAUACUGUGAGAGCAGACGGAGAGUGCUGCUGCAACACGUACAUGAAGGCUAUGACAAAGACCUGUGGGAGUACAUCGAGGAUUGAGGCUACAUCUCCACACCACAGACUCUCGGAGACAAACUCCACCCAUUAGAGCGCUGAUGCAAUGACAAAAGAGCAGCACAGACCUCUGCUGCCUCCUCCCCGGCAAAAACCGCCCUGCAUCGCAUAACUUUUCCAGAUUUUUGUUUCAAGAAAAAGCAUAAGAGUAAAUUAUAUUUAAAUGACAAAGUUAGAAUAUUACAAAUAAAAUAUUACAUGUUCAACAGUAUUGUUAGCAGCGUGAAGCGCAAGACAAAGAGGCGAAAUAUCUUCCUUUUGCUUGCAUUGUAAGAUCUUGCCCUGAGAAAUCUUUUCCCUCCUUAUCAGUUACGUUUGUGGACGUGUUCUGUUUGACUUUUUAUUUUAUAUACUCUUUUUGUGUGUGGAAAAUGGACUUUGUUUUCAAAAUGGCUUUAAUCAUUCUGACCAUUUCUGGCGGGAUCCGUCUUUGGGUUGCUGAAUGUCAGUCGAUUGGUUGAUUGCAAGGAGGCGACUUUUCGGCUUACAGACGUUAGUGGAAUAGAACACCAAAAAAAAAAAAAAGGAAA